Molecule: messenger RNA, 2148 nt
Organism: Cladophialophora yegresii CBS 114405
Lineage: Eukaryota; Fungi; Ascomycota; Eurotiomycetes; Chaetothyriales; Herpotrichiellaceae
Product: NAD+ synthase (glutamine-hydrolyzing)
Exons: 9
Coding region: 1-2148 (715 amino acids)
Biological process (GO): NAD+ biosynthetic process
Cellular component (GO): cytoplasm
Molecular function (GO): glutaminase activity; ATP binding; NAD+ synthase (glutamine-hydrolyzing) activity
Source: RefSeq, a predicted model, not a curated record
AUGCCUUUCAUUACGGUCGCGAGUGCCACCCUGCCCAGUGUGCCCCUAGACUUCCGAGGAAAUCUCCAGAGAAUUCUGGAAAGCAUACGGGUAGCGAAAUCCCAAGGAGCUAAACUGCGUACCGGGCCCGAGCUGGAGAUUCCUGGCUAUGGAUGUCUCGACCACCACCUUGAGUCUGACACUUUCUUUCACAGCUGGGAGGUAGUCGCAGAGAUUCUGAACGACCCUAUAUGCAAGGACAUGCUGGUAGACGUGGGCAUGGGCGUGAGGCAUAGGAACGUACGAUACAACUGUCGCAUCCUGCUCACAUACAAGAAAAUCUUCCUCAUCCGACCGAAAAUGAGCCUUGCCAACGAUGGCCUGUACCGUGAAGCUCGACACUUUACGGCCUGGGUCAAGGAGAGGACGACUGAGACGUAUUACCUUGAAAAAGUCAUCAAGGACAUUACAGGGCAGGCGACGGUACCCAUCGGAGAUGCCGUGCUCUCCACAUUGGAUACGUCGGUCGGGUGCGAAACGUGCGAGGAGCUCUUUACCCCAUCGAAUCCGUCCACAAACAUGGGUCUCAAUGGGGUCGAGGUCAUUGUAAACUCGAGCGCUUCGCAUGCCGAAUUGAGAAAACUCAACACCCGACUCAGUCUUAUCCAGAACUGCACCCGUAAAUUGGGAGGCAUCUAUGUCUACGCUAAUGCCACUGGAGUUGAUGGCGAGGCGCGGAUGAUGUUUGACGGCUCUUCCAUGAUUUUGUGCAAUGGUCGUGUUCUACAACAAUCUACGCAAUUUUCUCUCAAGCCCGUCGAGGUCAUCACCGCGACGAUUGAUCUCGAAGAGGUUCGCAGCUACAGGAGCAGCAUUUCGCGAAAUGUUCAAGCUGCCGCUCAACCGGAGUACCCACGUAUCGAGUGUGACCUAAGUCUCUCACGUCCUGCCGACGAGAUCUUCUUUUCCCAAACCUUGAAACUGUCACGGGGUGUUCCUCUUAAGAUUCUCGGACCCAUGGAAGAGAUUUACAUGGCCGAAGCCGUAUUCUUGUGGCAGUACCUCACCCGGGCAAACGCUGGUGGCUACUUUCUUGCGCUUUCUGGAGGUCUCGAUAGCGCUACCGUGGCUCUCUUUGUGUUUGCCAUGGCUAAUGUCGUAUUGCAGUCUAUCAACGCUGGAGAGGACAAUACGCUAGCGGAUCUCCGUCGGAUAACAGGCGAGAAAGACCUUACAGUUAGCACACCGCAGGAGAUUGUGCAGAGAUUGCUUCAUACAUCCUUUAUGGGAACCCAACAUAGCGGGGACGAAACGAGGUCGCGCUCCAAGAGAUUGGCCAGCAGCAUAGGUGCAUUUCAUUCGGAUAUCAACAUCGACGAGACCGUGACGGCGCACGAGAGCAUCGUGCAGAAAGCCUUGGACUUCAAGCCGAGGUUCCAAGUUGAAGGAGGCACUGCUGCAGAAAAUCUCGCAAAACAAAAUAUUCAGGCGCGGAACAGAAUGGUGAUCGCGUAUGAGAUGGCCCAAUUGAGCACAUUAGCUCGGAAGAGGCCAAGAGCUGGAGCAAGUCUGCUUGUCCUCUCAAGCGCCAAUGUCGACGAAGCCCUCAGAGGCUACCUGACCAAGUACGACUGUUCGUCUGGUGAUAUCGCGCCGUUGGGAAGCAUCUCAAAAUCCGAUGCGAGAGCAUUUUUGGCAUGGGCUCGUGAGAAGUGGAACAUGCCACUUAUCUCGGAAUUCAUUGACGCACGCCCCAGCGCCGAACUCACCCCUCUCUCGGCAGGAGUGCAAGACGACGAAUCCGAAAACGAAAUGGGCCUUACGUACAACGAACUGAGUACGUUCGGAGUACUGCGGAAGGUCGAAAAACUCGGCCCAUGGUCCUGUUAUUUGAGACUGCUGGUCGAAUGGCAGGAUCUCGGUUACGGACCCCUCCAGGUCGCCACGAAGGUGCAGCGAUUCUUCAGGUUCUACGCCAUGAAUCGACACAAGAGCACGGUUCUGACACCCGCUGUGCACAUGAGUGCCUACAACCCUGACGAUAACCGCCAUGAUCUCAGACCGUUUCUCUAUGUCAUUGACUGGCCGUGGCAAUUCAACAAGAUCAGGGAGCACGCCAACGCCCUGGACAAGACGCUGGGAAACAAGUCAGGUGGUGGGAGCAAAUGA